Arachis ipaensis is the source of this 1686-nucleotide messenger RNA. RefSeq names its product HXXXD-type acyl-transferase family protein (gene RWP1). NCBI's taxonomy places the organism in Eukaryota, Viridiplantae, Streptophyta, Magnoliopsida, Fabales, Fabaceae. Gene Ontology annotation, molecular function: acyltransferase activity, transferring groups other than amino-acyl groups. The record is from RefSeq and is a predicted model, not a curated record.
CUUAUUAGCUUGCACCGUUGCAUAUAAACAACUACCUCUCACCUUCACAUUAUAUUUAUUUUCUGCCAUUGCUGUGUUCUCAAACAACACCUUACUACUUUCUCUCUCUCUCUCUCUCUAUAGCUCCCCAAGAGGCUCAUCAUAAAGAGUUAAAGACAUAAAUCAUAUUUGUGUGAGGCACACCUUCAGCUUCAGAGGAUUAUUUAUUAUAUUGAGAUGGCAAUGACAAAUGGAAACAGCGGCGGUUUCAAAGUAAGCGUGAAGCUAACAAGUGAACCAAGUCUAGUUGCUCCAGCAGAAGAAACAAAGAAAGGAAUGUAUUUUCUAUCUAACCUUGACCAGAACAUUGCGGUGAUCGUGAGAACCGUAUACUGCUUCAAAAGCGCGGAGAGGGGGAACGAGAAGGCGGCGGUUGUGAUGAAGAACGCGUUGAAGAAGGUGCUUGUAGAGUAUUACCCUCUUGCUGGGAGGCUGAGCAUAAGUUCAGAGGGGAAGCUUAUAGUGGACUGCACAGGUGAGGGUGCACUGUAUGUGGAAGCUGAAGCAAACUGUGAAAUGGAAGAGAUUGGUGAUAUCACAAAGCCAGACCCUGCUACUCUUGGUAUGUUGGUUUAUAACAUACCUGAUGCAAAGCACAUACUUCAGAUGCCUCCUUUGGUUGCCCAGGUGACUAAGUUCAAGUGUGGAGGAUUCUCUGUUGGAUUGUGCAUGAACCACUGCAUGUUUGAUGGAAUAGGAGCCAUGGAGUUUGUGAACUCAUGGGGAGAAGUAGCAAGAGAGCUUCCACUCUCAAUUCCUCCAUUCCUAGACAGAAGCAUUCUGAAGGCAAGGGAGCCACCAAAGAUAGAGUUUAUUCACAAAGAAUUUGCUGACAUAGAAGACAAGUCAAGCACCAACACCUUGUAUGAAGAUGACAUGGUUUAUAGGUCCUUCUGCUUUGACCCUGAGAAGCUCAAGAGCCUCAAGGCUAAGGCAAUGGAAGAUGGGGUUCUUGAUUCUUGCACCACUUUUGAAGUGCUCUCUGCGUUUGUCUGGAUUGCAAGAACCAAGGCUCUCAAGAUGUUGCCGAACCAAGAGACUAAGCUUCUCUUUGCUGUUGAUGGCAGGGCCAAGUUUAAUCCUCCUCUUCCCAAAGGAUAUUUUGGAAAUGGAAUUGUGCUCACAAAUUCUGUCUGCCAAGCAGGUGAACUUACAGAAAAGCCCUUCUCGUAUGCUGUGAGUCUAAUUCAAAAUGCAAUAAAGAUGGUGACAGACAGUUAUAUGAGAUCAGCAAUAGAUUAUUUUGAGGUGACAAGGGCAAGGCCAUCACUGGCAUGCACCCUUUUGAUCACAACAUGGUCAAGGUUGUCAUUUCACACCACUGAUUUUGGUUGGGGUGAGCCUGUUCUCUCAGGCCCAGUUUCAUUGCCUGAGAAGGAAGUCAUCUUGUUCCUUUCUCAUGGCAUUGAGAGGAGAAACAUCAAUGUCCUUCUUGGUUUGCCUGCUCCUGUCAUGAAGAUCUUCCAAGACUUGAUGAUGCAGAUCUAAAUGUUCAUGUAUCUUAUCUUAUAUUAUGUUACAUAUGAUUCUGUUCUGAUGCUUAUUUGUUCCCUAUAUUAGUAAUAUCUUUAUUGUGUCAUUAUUUGUUUUAAGGGAGUAGUGACCUUAUUCUGUUUUAUAGUAAUUGAAUGAAGCCUUCCUUAUAUU